AAAAAAAGCUUUCGGAUUAUAUUUAUAUAGCAAAAGAAACUUCUUAUCGUUUAUAUAUAACGAUAAGAGCUUUCGGCCUCGUAGGGUGUAACUAGCACUGGCAUUGUAUCAACAAAUGAAGCGAAGAAUUUUAGAAAUUUUCUUAAAAUUAAGGAAUACGCAUUUUCUGACCCUGUAUGCACCGUGGAGUCAAGUAUAUCCAAGACAAAUAUUCACAUUAAAGUUUAGAAAGUACUUAGGCCUGCACGAAUAUUAUCUUUGCGCACUUUGUAAUGUUCCUUAUAACCACAAGGUAGAACGCUAGCUUGUUUCCAACAGAGAUCGCAUGCAAAGUCCAAGAACACUAUUAGUAUCGCUCACUUUCUGCCGCUGUAGUGUGGACCAGUAUAUAAAAGUCAGCAGAGCUGUAUGGGUGUCCAAGCGUUAAAAUUUUAGAGCAGUGCGGUCGUAGCCAGAGUGGGUGUAGAUUCGGCAAAGACAUACCACUUAACGAUUGGGCACUCACUAAACUGCGCCACGUGAAGGUUGGCACUAUGUGAAAAUUAUAUGGAUUCGUCAACAGUCAUUCUACAUCUAUAUGUCGAUCCAUGGCCUUAUUGAGUGAUUUGUCAUUUUCUUACUUGUUUAGCUCAGAUAUUUAUGCAACUUUCUAAAUAAUUCGCACAAACAGGUGUCAAAGUAUUUAAUUAAUCUAUUGUAAGCAUUUCGUUAAUUACACUCCAGAAAAGUUACGUAAUUUUAUUUAUAAAAAACGAAUAUAUGAAAAUAUUGCUCUACUAUCUGUUCAGUGCAUUGUUUCGCCUUUCGCGAGUCGUAAGAAAAUGAAAUAUUUUUUUAUUUUCUAUCUAACGCUUACUUGCCUGGUUGCAAACUCUUUGGCAAGGCCAGAAGGAGACGAGAGACCUUCGGUUAUUCCUACUGACGAAAAGCAAACACAAGGAGCAAGUGAUGAAACGUCAGAUGAGAACGAUGGAAAUACCAAUGCACAAGGAGAUAGCAAUUGUAGACUUCUGGCUUUCUUCCAACACAUAAAACAGUUUCUGGAUAGCUUGAAUCCGUUUAAAAAGCUAUUUGGAUCUGGUGCUUCCGUUCCACAACUUCCUAAUUUGUCUACAACGCCUAGUCUUCCUGACAUGCCGAUAAAGCCAGAGGCAAUACUUCAAAAUCCUUCUGUACCUUCUUUGCCUAAUAUUCCCAAACCGUCACUAAGCUUAUCUUAAUAUUUGAAACUUUCCCCUCCAUAGAAAGACUAGAAAAUAGAAAUUUCCU
Molecule: messenger RNA, 1269 nt
Organism: Glossina fuscipes
Lineage: Eukaryota; Metazoa; Arthropoda; Insecta; Diptera; Glossinidae
Product: proline-rich protein sgp2-like
Exons: 1
Coding region: 822-1220 (132 amino acids)
Source: RefSeq, a predicted model, not a curated record